UCGAUAGUCGCGCUGAUUACGACGUCACGAUGUAAUUUUACAAGAAUUUGAUCCUUUUGCAACUGUAUUUUUUCGGCAACAUUUGGCAAAAUUUUUUAAUACCACGUGUUCGAUGAAAUCAACAAUGUGCACUUGCGAGCCGACUAAUGCCACGGAAGAGUAUUACACCGCAUAUUCCGACAUCGAAACAUCAACACCGGAAGAAUGGCGCACGUCGACGAUGGACUACGACGAGAGAGAAUUCGCGCCACCGGCUUUCUCGACUCCGAAAAGAACUCCCCGACGAGAUAUUCCACGUCCUAGUCCACGUGCUCCUUUGAGAACACGUAGACAAGAUCUCGUAGCUGGGGUGGCUAUUGUUCGACGACGAAUCGAUUUCGACGCUUCGUUGGAUGUCGAAACCGACGAUUUGGAAGAGGAAGAUCCGAGAGAAAUAUUAGAACGGUUGAAAGCAGCAGCGCCGCCGGCUCCCGCUGAAAGAUUGAGAUUCUCGAGGCCGAGGCAGCAUCCGGAAGCGAGAUACGCUUCUCAGUACGCGCCCAGAAUGACCAAGGUUACUCCUUGCGGGAAAUGCAUAAGAAUCUAAAAGGCGCGAAUCAAAGUAGCAACGGGACGUGAUCGAUCAAUUUGUACAAGUGUUGCAACAUCGAGCGAAGAAAUAUAUAUAUACCGGGAAAAAUCCUUGGAGCGCUGAAACAAAAAAAAACAAAAAAAAAAAAAAUACUCCACCGCGCGAGAGAUUGCAGCGUUUAAUUACGGCGAAAUAAACGUCGAAAUUCACGGCCGCGCGUUUUCACACACAACGGCGCGCACCAGCGCGGAGAUCAACCGGCGACGAGAGAAGGUGGCCCCCACGUGAUGCUGGACGUGAAAUCGUCCGUGUUUGAGAAUGUUUAAUGCAUGGACCGCGCGCGCGUCGUACCGUAGGUAGGUUGUCCGAUGUUUGUACGGCUGUGCUCCCAAGCACAGAUCCCGGAACCCCGAAGAUAUCGUAGAAGUACUGAGCAAACACUCCGUCUGACUGUUUCUCAAUCAGAGUCGCUUAUAUACGGAAGGCGUAGCGGUUAUAUAGCAGCGCUCGGUACACUCGGUGUUUUUCACGGUCAUAUUCCAACUCCAAGUGCGCAAUUUGUCAUCAUAUAAAGCACAUCGCUUUUUGAGUUUAUUCAAUUUUAAAUAAAGACUACAUAUAUCUCUCUGCGCGCGCGCGCGCGUCUCUUCUUUGAAAUAAAUUUAUCUAUCUGACAAUUGCGUUAAAAUCUACGUCUAUCUUAUAAUAAAAUAUUUUCACACUGUCA
Pseudomyrmex gracilis is the source of this 1298-nucleotide messenger RNA. RefSeq lists its product as uncharacterized. Bases 113 to 586 code for a protein of 157 amino acids. NCBI's taxonomy places the organism in Eukaryota, Metazoa, Arthropoda, Insecta, Hymenoptera, Formicidae. The transcript has 6 exons. The record is from RefSeq and is a predicted model, not a curated record.